This is a messenger RNA of Capra hircus (goat), 2302 nucleotides long. RefSeq names its product sialic acid-binding Ig-like lectin 14. Lineage: Eukaryota; Metazoa; Chordata; Mammalia; Artiodactyla; Bovidae. Bases 1 to 1215 code for a protein of 404 amino acids. The transcript has 6 exons. Gene Ontology annotation, molecular function: sialic acid binding. Gene Ontology annotation, cellular component: plasma membrane. Gene Ontology annotation, biological process: cell adhesion. The record is from RefSeq and is a predicted model, not a curated record.
AUGGUGCCCUUGCUGCUGCUGCCCCUGCUGUGGGGGGGUGAGUGGUGGGGAUGGGGGGAAGGGGACACGGCGUGGGGAGGGGCUGAAGCUGCCACUGAGCCUCUGGGUCCCCCAGGGUCCCUGCAGGAGCUUCUGGGGUUUGAGCUCCAAGUGCAGGAAUCAGUGGCGGUGCAGGCGUGCAUGGACGUCCGCGUGCCCUGCUCCUUCUCCUACCACUGGUAUCCCUGGUAUCCCUCUGUGGAACCCCUCAUCUAUUGGUUCCUGGAAGGGGACGGCCCACACAGUGAUCCUGUGGCCACCAAUGACCCAAAGAGACGAGAGAAGCCAGAGACACGGGGCCGAUUCCGCCUCGUCGGGGACCCCAGCAACAAUGACUGCUCCCUGAGCAUCCAAGAGGCCAGGCUGAGCGACUCAGGAGUCUACUACUUGCGAGUGGAGAGAGGACGUAAUGUGAAAUACAGUUACAGAGAGAAGAAGCUGAAUUUGCAGGUGACAGCAGAGAAACCCAACAUCCAGUUUCUGGAGCCUCUGGAGGCUGGCCGCCCCACAAAGUUGACCUGCAGCCUGUUGCUAGCCUGUGAUGGGCGACACCCUCUCCUGUUCUCCUGGGUGGGAGACGCCCUUCACGGGAUGGACCCAGGGACCCUCCACUCCUCGGAGCUCACCCUCACCCCGAGGCCCCAGGACCACAGCACCAACCUCACCUGUUGGGUGACACUCCAAGGAUCGCAGGUGACCCUGGAGAGAACCGUCCGGCUUAACGUCUCCUAUGCUCCACGGUUGGUGACCACGAGAAUAUCUCAGGAAAGCUUCACAGAUCUGAAUGGCACAUCACUGCCCAUCCUGGAGGGCCAGUUCCUGCGCCUGGUCUGUGUGGCCGACAGCAACCCCCCAGCCACGCUGAGCUGGCUCUGGGAGGGAAAACCCCUGAGUCCCUCCCAGCGCUCAGCCCCCGGGGUCCUGGAGAUACCCCGUGUCGGGGUCGGAGAUGGAGGGAAAGUCACCUGCCGAGCUCAGCACCCACUGGGCUCCCAGCAAGUUUCCUUCAGCCUCUCUGUGCAGAAAGGCCCCCCUCCCUGCAGCUGUGAGACUGAGGAGCAGCAGGGCUCCUGGCCCCUGGUCCUCACCCUGAUCAGGGGGGCCCUCAUGGGGGCUGGCUUCCUCCUCACCUAUGGCCUCACCUGGACCUACUACACCAGGUGUGGCGGCCAGUAGGGAGCUGGGCUGAGGAGUGUGGCUGAGCCUCGCUCCCUGUCAUGAAGAGAUUCACCUGAGGAUGCAGAGCCCAGAGGACAGACGUGGGGACAUCACUGGGUGCUUCUCCCUGGAAACCCUCCAGUCAAACCCUGUGUUAUUUGCAUCCAUGAGCUUUUAUUUGUGGUGAUGAUUGUGUGACAACAGGAAGAGUCAGUUCCAUUGAAAGGAGACUUUCUGACUUACCUCAGUAUGAGAUUAUCCAUGUUUUUCUAUCAAUAACUCAUUGUUGGUUUUGCCAUGGAUUUUGUCUUGACAGUGGUAUUUUAUGUAUGACUGUUCCUCCAGUUAUGUAUGAACCCUAAAGUAUGAUGACAUGCAUUUGUUUCCAUGUUUGGCUCUUUCAACAUAUCGUUGAUAUGAAUGUUGUGAUGAAAAUAGGAAGGCUAGCAAGUUUUCCUGGUGGGUAUGGAACUGCUUUGUCAUAAGUUUGGCAUAUAUUUAGUUCUAGAAGGAUCAAAGGGUUCUCUUGAGUGGUCAAGUGAAUUUCCAUCCCCCCAUCAUAUUUGAGGGUUCUGAGCUGUUUGUAGCCUCAGCAUCACUUGUAUCAGCAGUAGGUUCGGUGUUCAGUCCUGCCUUCCACUGUGGCAGUGUCUCCUUACCUUUUUAUUUCCUUUAUAGCAAUGUGAUAUUGAGCUAUUUGAAUAUCUUCUUUUGUGAAAUUCCUGUUUGAGUUUUUGCCCAUUUAAAAAUAAAAACUGGGCAAUCUUUUUCUUAUUGAGUCCUUUGUUCUGGGUAUGAUUUUUAAAAUUAAAGUAUAAUUGAUAUAUAAUGUUGUGUUAGUGCCACAGUGUAGCAAAGUGAUUCAGCUAUAUAUGUAUAUUUCUCUCAGAUUCACUUCCACGAUCAGUUAUUACAAGAUACUGAGUAGAGUUCCCUGUGCUAUACAGUCGGUCUUUGUUGGUUCCCUAGUUUAUACACAGUUGUGUGUAUAUGUCAAUCCCAACCUCCCCAUUUAUCCCUCCUUCUUUUAAAAGUGUUUAUUUUUUUAAGAAACAAAGAUGUAAACAUAUAUCCAAAUAAAUAUAAAGCCAAUAUUCGUUUGCUC